AUGAGCGGCCCGUGCAUCUCCAUUAGCCCGACGGCCCUCAUGCUCCUAUGGAAGUGGUUUACACUGAGCCUGCUCCACAGCCGGGUGUCGGUGGGGGCCGGGGCCGCGGAGACAGCCGCCGCGGGGGCCGGCUUCAGCGGCGCGGCGGGGCCCCUGGGCUGGCUCCUCUCCGACAAGGGACCCUUCCACCACUCCCAGGAGUUUGUUGAUUUCACCGAGCGCCACCAGCAAGGAUUCACCACCAAGUACAAAAUAUACAGAGAGUUUGGCCGCUGGAAGGUGAACAGCCUGGCCUUGGAGAGACAGGAGAACAAUGGCUUUGCCCUGCCGCUGGACCCGGAGUUCCUGCAGACCAUCAGGCAGCUGGGCAGGAGGCCCAGUCUCAGCGCUAUCACCGACAGCAUUAUCAGGAAAUACGGAACCCACUUUCUGCUCUCCGCCACUUUGGGAGGGGAAGAGUCAUUAAUGAUCUUUGUGGACAAGCGGAAGUUGAGUAGGACGGCUGAAGUGAGUGACUCUAAUGGAACAGCUGUGACUCUGGAGGCUCUGCACCAGCUGGCUGCCUCCUAUUUCAUCGAUAGAGAGAGCACCCUGCGCAAGCUGCACCACAUCCAGAUUGCCUCCACCACCGUCAAGGUGACCGAAACGAGGACGGGCCCUCUCGGAUGCAGUAACUAUGACAACCUCGACUCUGUCAGCUCUGUUCUUGUUCAGAGCCCUGAAAACAAGAUUCAUUUGCAAGGCCUCCAGGCCAUACUGCCAGAGUACCUGAGGGCCAGAUUUGUGCAGGCAGCUCUCAGCUAUGUUGGAUGCAAUGAGCAGGGCCAAUUUGUCUGCCGAGACAAUGACUGCUGGUGCCAGUGCAGCGAGGAAUACCCCCUGUGUAAUUGCCCUGAGGUAGACUUGAGAGCUAUGGAGGCCAGCUUGCUUCACAUCCAAGAUUCCUGGAACAUGGCCAACCGGGACUUUGAAGAGUCAGAUGAGUUCCAGAACUUUGUUAGGAGGCUUCCUACGUUUUACGCCCUGAACACAUCUGCCAUCCAGUACUUUUGGAAGAUGGAGCCUGCCGUUCACCAGCGCUACAGGCAGCUGGAGCUCAGCACCCAGCAGCUCCUGAGUAAAGCCCGGCGCAUUGUCAACAAACUCUUCACGCUCAGCAAGCGGUGCCGAACGCAGCCCAAAAUCCUCCUGCUGAGAGAGAGGCCCUUCAGCUAUUGGCUGAACUACAUCCUCUCUAUCAUAUACUGCAGUGAGAACAACUAUAUCGGCUCCUACCUGGAGGGCACCAGGAGCUGCUCCUGCCCCUACGAACACCCCACCUGCCAGGGUGUGAUCCCUUGUGCGGUGGGCGAGGGGAACUCCUGCGCCUCGUGCUCCUAUGAGAACCGUUCGCGUUGUGCCACCUGUAACCAGGGCUACAUGCUGAGCCAGGGCCUGUGCCGCAAUGAGGUGCCAGACUCCACGGACCACUACAUCGGCUUCGAGACAGACCUGCAGGACCUGGAGUUACGUUACCUGCUCCAGAAACGCGACAGCCGCAUCAGCAUCCAUGGGAUCUUUGUCAGCAACGACGUCCGGCUGAAUAAUUGGUUCGACCCAUCUUGGAGGAAAAGGAUGUUGCUAACACUGAAGAGUAACAAGUACAAGUCCAAUCAUGUCCACAUGCUCCUGGGGAUGUCGUUACAGAUCUGCCUUACCAAGAACAGCACCCUGGAACCCAUGCUGUCUGUCUAUAUCAACCCGUUCGGGGGCAGUCACUCGGAGAGUUGGAUCAUGCCCAUUGACCAGAACAACUACCCAGACUGGGAGAGGACUAAAUUAGACAUCCCUCUGGACUGUUACAACUGGACAUUGACUUUGGGGAACAAGUGGAAAACCUUUUUCGAGACAGUACACUUUUACCUGCGGAGCAGGAUCAAGGCGCCUUCAGCAACCACAAACGGGACCGUUUACUAUGAACCCUUGGAGUUCUUGGAGCCAGGACGUAACCUGGGCUAUAUGAAGAUCAACAGCAUCCAGGUGUAUGGAUAUAGCAUGCACUUUGACCCGGAAGCAAUCCAGGACCUGAUUUUACAGCUGGACUAUCCGUACACUCAGGGAUCGCAGGACUCGGCCCUGUUGCAGCUGCUGGAGAUCCGGGACCGGGUCAAUAGGCUCUCCCCGCCCGGACCGCAGCCCCUGGACCUCUUUUCCUGCUUACUGCGGCACCGUCUCAAACUGUCCACCACAGAUGUUGUCCGGAUCCAGGCAGCGCUGCAGACUUUCAGUGCCAAACAGCCUAAUUCAAUGGAAUAUGAAACAACCAAGUUGUGUAGUUAA
This is a messenger RNA of Lampris incognitus (smalleye Pacific opah), 2319 nucleotides long. RefSeq names its product bone morphogenetic protein/retinoic acid inducible neural-specific 3a, tandem duplicate 1 (gene brinp3a.1). The record is from RefSeq and is a predicted model, not a curated record. The transcript is spliced from 7 exons. NCBI's taxonomy places the organism in Eukaryota, Metazoa, Chordata, Actinopteri, Lampriformes, Lampridae. The coding region runs from base 1 to 2319 and encodes 772 amino acids. Gene Ontology annotation, biological process: positive regulation of neuron differentiation; negative regulation of mitotic cell cycle.